AGACAUCUACUGCUCUUAAUAUAAUUACUGAAAAUCCACCACCACACAGAAUGAGUAUUGCGUUGAGUUGACACUUUCGACACGUAUCAAUACGUGUGAUUCGCAAGCGUAAUACGACAACACUUUUAACAAGUUUGAUCAUUCGUAUAAAAACGUUAGCUCAAUUCGAAAUUAGAUCGCCCGAAUUGGAAUGUAUUUAGCAAAGACGAUACCAUCGCAAAGCACAUCGGAGACAACAUGGCGACUGGUUGUCAGGCCUUUGUCUGCGUGGCUUUGGUCGCAGUAUUCGGCGCUGUGCUGGGGCUCGGUGAGGACACGGAACGGCCUCCGAUCGGCGGCCGUAUAGGCUCUGCUGUCCGUCUGAGGGAGGGCGAUCCUGGCUUGAAGAAGGCUCUGCAGUUCGCCGAGGAGCGGUACAACUUGGGUUCCAACGCGAUGCACCUCCGCAAAGUCAGCCGGCUCAUCUCCGCCACCAAGCAGCUGGUUAAGGGAAUCCGCUACACUAUAAUGGUGGAGAUAAGCAAUACUCAAUGUAAGAAAUCCACGAUGCUCCGUACUUGUGACUUUUAUCCCGAGUUACAACAACUUAAGACUGAGGUAUGUGUGUUUGAAAUCUGGGACAUACCAUGGCAGGCAACCUCGAAUCUGCUCAAACAGAAAUGCCAACCAAAAGCUGGACCAGAAGAAACAACUACAGUUGAGGACGCUUUCCCUGACCAGCAUACAGAGGAGUCUGUGGAGUUGGUGGGCCUUUUCAAAGACUUCAUGGUUAAAUACAAUAAGGUCUAUAGUACCCAGGAGGAGACCGACCGCCGCUUGCAGAUCUUCCAUGAGAACUUUAAGACCGCUGCAAAAAUCCAGUCUUUAGAUAAAGGAUCUGCCGAGUAUGGCGUCACCAAGUUCAGUGACCUAACUGAGGAAGAGUUUCGUUCUACCUACCUGAACCCGCUACUGAGCCAGUGGACCCUUCAGCGACCAAUGAAAUUGGCACCCUCCGCCCGAAGCUCUGCUCCCACCAGCUGGGAUUGGCGGGAUCAUGGCGCUGUUAGUCCUGUUAAGAACCAGGGUAUGUGUGGAUCAUGCUGGGCAUUUUCGGUCACAGGUAACAUCGAAGGACAGUGGUUUCUGAAAAACGGAACUUUGCAGUCUUUGUCCGAACAAGAGCUGGUUGACUGCGAUGGGCUGGACCAGGCGUGCAGAGGCGGGUUGCCAUCAAAUGCUUAUGAAGCAAUUGAGAAUCUUGGUGGUUUGGAGUUGGAGAGCGACUACUCCUAUACUGGCCAUAAACAGAAUUGCGACUUCACCACCAGGAAGGUAGCUGCCUAUAUUAACAGCUCUGUGGAGCUGUCCAAAGAUGAAAAUGAAAUUGCAGCUUGGUUGGCUGAAAAUGGCCCCAUUUCUGUUGCUCUGAAUGCUUUUGCCAUGCAGUUUUACAGGAAGGGUGUUUCACACCCUUUUAAGAUCUUCUGUAACCCCUGGAUGAUUGACCAUGCAGUGCUUCUGGUUGGAUAUGGAGAUCGUAAGGGAAUUCCAUUCUGGGCUAUCAAAAACAGCUGGGGUGAGGACUAUGGGGAGCAGGGUUACUACUACCUAUACAGGGGCUCCAACGCGUGUGGAAUCAACAGGAUGGCUUCUUCUGCUAUUGUCAACUAAAUAGAUUUAAUUGCACUUUUUUAUGUCUCCCGCACACAGAUACAUAAUGUCACAGUGAUUGCAGAUGUCUGAGCCAGACUGCAUGAUGUACCCGUACUCACAUCUUUUCACUGUUAAAACAGACUAGUUUUCCUUAAAAUGCAUACGCAGAUACUAUUACUAGGUUAAAAAUAAUAUAGUGAAAUUUGAUUUUUUUAAAUUUUAGAUUGAAUGUGUGCUUUUCAUUUCUUAAAUGUCAAGCAUUGUUUUUAAGUCGUUUUCUCUGACAGUAACUGUAUGAGGCACUAGUAAUAGGCAACGUGUGCUAAGAAUUUUACUGUUUUCUUACCACUGGCUGAAGAAACGUUAACUUUCAUCUCCCCGCUUCAGCCCUUGUUUGCUGAUUAAUGAAACUUUUGUUGGAAUUAAAUGAAAGUAGAAAUAAAAUGAAUGGAUUCUUA
Molecule: messenger RNA, 2093 nt
Organism: Syngnathoides biaculeatus (alligator pipefish)
Lineage: Eukaryota; Metazoa; Chordata; Actinopteri; Syngnathiformes; Syngnathidae
Gene: ctsf
Product: cathepsin F
Exons: 15
Coding region: 238-1653 (471 amino acids)
Cellular component (GO): lysosome
Molecular function (GO): cysteine-type endopeptidase inhibitor activity; cysteine-type endopeptidase activity
Source: RefSeq, a predicted model, not a curated record